This is a messenger RNA of Fundulus heteroclitus (mummichog), 14438 nucleotides long. RefSeq names its product FAT atypical cadherin 2 (gene fat2). The record is from RefSeq and is a predicted model, not a curated record. The transcript is spliced from 29 exons. Gene Ontology annotation, cellular component: cell-cell junction; plasma membrane. The coding region runs from base 218 to 13294 and encodes 4358 amino acids. Gene Ontology annotation, biological process: homophilic cell-cell adhesion. Lineage: Eukaryota; Metazoa; Chordata; Actinopteri; Cyprinodontiformes; Fundulidae. Gene Ontology annotation, molecular function: calcium ion binding.
GUUAGGAGUAGUUGAGCUAAGACUAACUCCAACAACUUCUCAUGAGCGUAUUUUUCUCUCUCAAUGGACUGCACCAAAUAGCUCUGUGGGAGUAUGCUGGUUGUCACCAUGCCGUCAGAGGUUUCUUUAAGUUUCUAAAGUGUUCGCAGGAGAAAACAUAUUCCUGGAAGAGUCUCCUAACUGGACCUCAGGUCUGAGGUUAGACGAGGUACCGAAGAUGGCAGCACCUGGAACAAAGCUGUUUAUUUUAGUCCAAUGUCUCCUUGUGACAAGGUAUCAUGGAGUAAUGGGAAAAGGAGAAGACACCUCUCUGCUAAGUUUCACGCAUCAUCUUUACAAUGCCUCUAUCAAUGAAAACUCUGCCCCACGGAUGUAUGUUGAGAUGCCCGUGAAGACAGGUAUUCAGCUGAUAGACCCACUCUGGACAAUCAAAUAUAACAUCAUUGCCGGCGACGACGACGAUUUGUUUCAAGCAGAGGCUCUCUCGGUUGGGGAUUUCUGUUUCCUCAGGAUCAAAACUCGCAGCAGUAACUCAGCACUGUUAAACAGGGAAGUCAGAGACAGCUAUACUCUCACAGUAGAAGCAAGAGAACAAACUUUUGCAUCCCAGGCAAAGACAAAGGUGUUUGUCCAGGUGCUCGACACCAACGACUUAAAGCCUCUCUUCUACCCUGCAUCGUACAAUGUGAACAUCAGGGAGGACACUCCGCUCAAGUCGCGUGUGGUCCAAGUCACUGCUACAGAUGCUGACAUGGGGAGCAAUGCUGAGUUUUUUUACUCCUUCACUAGCAGAGCUCAUCCAUUUUCUGUUGAUCCAUUCACAGGCACUGUCACCCUUAUCAAGAAGCUUAAUUAUACUCAGAUGCAGAGAUAUGACCUCACAGUGUUAGCAGAGGACAGAACGAAAAAGAUAUCAGGCAUUCAAAAAUUUGGAAACACUGCUCGUGUCACAGUAAAUAUUCAAAAGAUGCCCAAUAAGUCUCCAGUUAUCACACCUCCCCCAAAAGCCAAACUGUCUGCAGAUGGAAAUGUGGAUAUCAGCAUUCACGUAGAAGCUGGAAUAAAGCCUGUGGAAUCCCUUCGCAUUGUUACUGGGGAUCCCCACCAGUGGUUUGAAAUAAUCCCUUCAGGUGUGAAAAGCUCAGACUUCCAAGUUGUUUCUACAAAGAGGAUUGUUUGGUCUCAAAACCCUUUUGGACUGAAUCUGUCCCUUCAAGCUAAAGAUAGGAGCUCUCCAAGCUUUCUGUCUCCUAUUACAAAAAUCCAUGUUCCAGCCAGUCAUUAUAGACCUUUAAGCUUUCUGGAGGACACCUACACCGUCACCUUGAGUGAGUUUUCCCCUCCUAAAACUCAUGUAGUUAAAGUCUCUCUCACCUCAUUUCAUCAAAAUGUUACAUUCAGCAUCAAAAAUAAUCAGGACAGCUUGAGUUUUAAAAUAAAUUCCAGAACUGGGAUUAUCAUAACAGCAGACAAAUUUGACUAUGAGAGAAAAAAUCGAUAUGAAUUUGAUGUGGUAGCCAAUCAAGGUGAAGCAGAGACUCACAUUGUGGUCAAGAUAGCUGACGAAAAUGACAACAGCCCACAGUUCCGACAAUCGUCGUAUCAGGCUACAGUGGAUGAAAACAUCCCUGUCGGCAGCAGUGUUCUCAAAGUCGCAGCUUCAGAUAUCGAUGUAGGCAAAAACGGCUUUGUUACCUACUCCAUUGCAAGUUCAGGUCCUUUGCCUUUCACCAUAGACUCAUUUACAGGCAUCAUCUCAACCUCUGAACACCUAGACUAUGAGCUGAUGAAACGCCGAUAUCACCUGAGAGUCUGGGCUUCGGACAAUGGCAGCCCCUUUAGUCAGGUCAGCGAAUGCCCCGUGACAAUAACCCUGAACAAUUUGAAUGAUAACAUCCCUCUGUUUGAGAGAGUCAACUGCAACAUCACCAUACCUCUCGAUUUAAAAGUGGGAAGCACACUUGCUGAGGUUUCGGCCAUUGAUUUAGAUGAGUUGCAGCAGCUCCGGUACGUCAUAGAGUCGGGUAAUGAGCCUCAAAUCUUUCACAUUGAUCCUGUUUCUGGAGCAAUCUUUCUUAAAAAGCGAAUUCCACCACAGGAUGGCUCAUUUACCCUGAAAGUUGUUGCUACAGAUGGCAAGCAUCACUCUGAAGCCUCAGUUGUUAGAGUAACGGUCACAAACAAAGGUGACAAUGCCACUGUGAGCUGCCUGGAAACAGGAAUUUUUAAACAGAUGACUGAUAAACUAAUAGAGUCGAUAAAGCCAGUUUUAAUCAACCAGGAGGAAGAGUCUUUCUCAGAUAUCCACAUCACCAACCGACAUUCUCCUAAAAUUGAUAAGAGCAUUCCCAGUACUAUCGACAUUGCUGAGAACUAUCCACUUAAUUCCACCAUUCUUCGGUUCAAGGCUACAGAUGAAGACUCUGGCUUUAACAGUAAGCUGGUGUAUGCCAUAUCGACAGGGAAUGAAGAUGGCUGUUUUGCCAUCGACACAUUCUCUGGGGACCUCCGCUUGGUUUGCUCCCUGGAUAGAGAGACCAAAGAGUUCUACAUCCUUAACAUCACAGUUUACGACUUGGGAACACCACAAACAUCUGUGUGGAAAUUACUUGCUGUCACCAUAUUGGAUGUCAAUGACAACCCUCCUGUUUUUGAUCAGCCCAGAUAUGUGAUUCGUGUACCUGAAAAUUCUGAGGAAGACUCUGUUAUCUUCACGGCUCGAGCAGUGGACUUUGACAAAGAUUUUAAUGGAAAUGUCCAAUAUUCCUUCCUGACUCCCACUGACACAUUCAAAGUUGAUGAGCUGACUGGAGAGGUGAUUUUGACAGGUCUGUUGGAUCGAGAAAGCUCUCCCAGGCAUGACCUCUGGAUCAAAGCCACAGACCAAGCAAGACUCGGUCCUCAGUUGUUCUCCACCACGAACCUGGUGGUGAUUUUGGAGGAUAUAAAUGACAACCCACCUAAAUUUGUACCAACAGUCUAUCAUAUAAAAGUUGCAGAGGAUGUCCCCGUGGGAACGCUGCUUGUUUGGGUGGAGAGUGUGGACCUAGACCUGGGUAGUGGUGGUCUCGUGACGUACAACCUUAAUACAGAAAGAGAGAUCUUCCGUCUCGACUCCUCUACUGGAGCUUUGACCCUUGAGCGUGAGCUGGACUUUGAGAGGCGGCGGGCUUACAAUCUCACAGUGCGAGCCGUGGACCACGGCCUUCCACGCUCCUUGUCAUCAUCCUGCUUUGUGGAGAUUGAGGUUCUGGAUGUCAACGAAAACCUGCACAAGCCAGUGUUCACAGAGUUUGUGUAUGAAGCUGCAGUGAUGGAGGACGCAGCGGUGGGAACAUCAGUGGUAACGGUGUCAGCUUCAGACAAAGAUGUGGGUCAAGACGGAGUUCUAAGAUACCAUAUCAGUGAUGGAUCGAGGCUUGGCGUUUUCUCCAUUGAUGAAGAAACAGGGGUGAUUCGUACCGCGGAGAAGCUGGACCGAGAGAUGGUGCAGCAUUACUGGCUCUCUGUCUACGUCACAGAUCUGGGCACUGAGCCUCUGAUCUCCUGGACUCAGGUCUUCUUGGAGGUCCUGGACGUUAACGACAACGCCCCAGAGCUUUCCCAGCCCGUGUAUUUUGCAUCCAUCCAGGAGAACAUGGACAAAAGGACCUCUGUCGUCAAGGUGUUGGCUACAGAUGUGGACUCUUCCUCCCAGGGGAAACUUUCCUUCCAGAUGUUGGAAUCUCAUCGGACAUAUUUUGAUGUGGAUCCAAAAACAGGUGUUAUCAGCACACGCUCUGCCUUGAACCGCGAGGAAAAACCUGAGCACAGCAUCGAGGUAAUCGUGUCAGACAACGGGUCUCCAUCUUUGAAGUCCACCGCCACUGUAGUCAUCCAGGUCCUGGACAAAAACGACAACGGGCCAAAGUUCACAGACAAAUUUUUCGAGGUGAAAAUGCUGGAACAGCACAAAGACGACGGUAAACGGGAGGUCUGCAGGGUGGUGGCUCAAGAUGACGACGAGGGCUCCAACGCUGCCAUCAUCUACAGGCUGAAGAACGGCACCGACGAGCAGUUUCAGAUCGACCCGCUGACCGGAGCGAUUACAUCACACGGCGAUUUCUGGGCAGGGAACGACAGCAUUCUCACAAUCGAAGCCACAGAUCAGGGCAGCCCCCCACGCUCGUCCUCAACCCGCCUCAAGAUUAAAUGGGUCCGCCGUCCACCACCAUCCAGAAGACCAAUCACAUUCGACGAGUCUCACCUCAACAACGCCAUCCUGGAGACGGAUUCUGUCUCUCACAUGGUGGGCAUCGUCGAGACGGACACGGACUGGCCGUUGCUGUGGUUCAACAUCGUAGGUGGUGAUGAAGAUAAAGACUUUGACAUCCAGAGGAACACAGGAAUCAUCAAAGUCGCCAGGAAGCUCAAUGCAUCUCGCCGCUCCAACUACAACCUGACGGUGGAGGUCACGGAUGGCCACCAAAAGGCCACUACACAGGCCCACAUCCGCGUGCUGGACAUAAACGAACACCGGCCUUUCUUCCUGAAGCCGCUGUACGAGGUGAGGGUCCCUGAAGACACGGCUCCGUGGAAGGACAUCCUGCAGAUCAGCGCUCAGGACGACGACACCAACAGCAUGCUGGUGUUCUCCAUCCAGAGCAGCCUUCAUCCGGACAGCACCAAGUUCUUUCACCUGGACCCCAGGAGCGGUGUGCUGGUGAUGACGGAGAAACUGGACUUUGAGAUGAUCUCCGUUCAUACCCUCAUCAUUAUGGUGCGUGACCAGGGGCUCCCGGUGAAAAGGAAUUUUGCAAAGGUGGUAAUUCAUGUGGAGGACUGUAACGAUCACUCUCCAGUGUUCCUCAGCCCCCGUUAUGAAGCCAGCAUCUCUAAUCUGGCCCCCGUGGGCUCUGAGGUUGUCCGAGUCAAGGCCCUGGACAAGGACAUGGGGAGCAAUGCAGACAUCAGCUACUCUCUGCACUCCGGUAACAUUGACAACAUCUUCUCCAUCAAUCCUGAGCUGGGCUCCAUCAGUGUUUCCAAACCUCUGGAUCUUCAGCCUCAGGACCAGUUCCACCUAACGGUAAAAGCCACUGAUCAGGGCUUCCCUCAACGUUCUGACCUCUGCUCUGUCCACAUCCACAUCCGCAUUUCUGAUCAAACGCCACCCAUCUUCCCUGCGGAUGAAUACUUAACAGAGGUCAGUGAAAAAAGCACCCCCGGCACCCCGGUGGUCACCAUCUCAGCCUCCAGCCCAGCUGCAGUGCAUUAUGGGAUAGAGAGCGGGAACCUGAAUGACACAUUUUCCAUCAACCCCUACACUGGCUUAAUUUCCACCCAAAGAUACCUUGAUUUUGAAACCCAGGAGUCCUACAAGCUGAAAGUUAACGCCUCCACCACAGCUGGAGCCACGUCCAAGACUCUGGUCCAUAUCUAUGUGAUGGAUGAGAAUGAUAAUGCUCCUGUGUUUCCGCAGAGAGAGUACCUGGGUCAGAUCAGCGAGUCAGCUCAUUUAAACAGCAUGGUGAUGGGGGAAAGAAGCACACCUCUAGUCGUUCAGGCAUCCGACGCCGAUCAAGAUUCAAAUUCUCUGUUGACGUAUCAGAUCCUUGAGCCUGAGGCUCAGAAAGUUUUCAAGAUUGACCCGAGUAUGGGUACUAUCUCUUUAAUUUCACCAGUUGACUUUGAAGCCAAGGCUGAAUAUCACCUGACAGUGCAGGUGAAGGACUCAGGGGAACCAUCGCUGUAUGCAGCAGAGCCUGCCAAGGUCACUGUGCGCAUCUUGGACCUAAAUGACUGCGCGCCACAAUUCACCGCCUCUGUGUACGAGUCAUCCAUCAUCUUCCCGGCCAUCAGAGAUACUGAGGUUGUACGUGUCACAGCCCAUGAUGCAGAUUCGGCAGUCUCAUACAGCAUCGCUGAGGGAAAUCUGCACAAUGCCUUCUCAGUGGAUCCCAAUACAGGGGUCAUCACCGUGAGCAAUGCUUCAGAGUUCAGGUCAUUUUACCAGCUGACUGUCAGAGCUUCAGACGGACUCUUUAAAGAUUCAGCUACUGUCAAGAUAAAUGCAACUAAUCUGAUGCCAAGCGAUCUAGAAUUUCAGCAGAAAGUUUACUCAGCAAGCAUUAUAGAAAACCUAAAUACAGCGAAAGCUUUGGCAGCACUAAAAGUCUCAGGAUGCUACCUGAAUGAGCCUCUUUUAUACUCUGUCAUCAACCCCAUGGGAAAGUUUACUAUUUCCCAGAUGUCAGGCGUUCUUGAAACCACAGGCAUCCCGUUUGACCGAGAGGAACAAGAUAUUUAUGGCAUAGUGGUAAAGGUACAAGACACCAGAACUCCACCCAGAACAGCCACGGCUCAGGUCAAAGUUUUCAUAGACGAUGCUAACGAUAAUUUUCCUCAGUUUCUAAAUUUGCCUUUUUCAAUGAUGAUUUCUGAAGACUCAGAGCCGGGGGAUGUGUUGUACCAAGCAACUGCCAUUGACAAAGAUCUCGGAGAAAAUGGAUCCAUCAUGUACUCUCUGGAGGAGGAUUUUGACCUCUUUAGAAUAGAUCCGGAUGUGGGAGAUGUGUCCCUUCAAAGACCUCUUGAUUUUGAAGCCCUGAAUAAAUACGUAUUGACUGUUGUAGCCUCAGAUGAGGGAGAGCCCAGUCAUAGCACCACUGCUCAGCUCACUAUUCAAGUAAGGAACCGAACCAAUCCUGUUUUUCAAACUCUUCUUUAUCCGCUGAGAGUUCCUGAAAAUGUUCCCCCAUUCACCACCAUCCUGCACGUUCAGGCCAGAAACCCAGAGGGGUAUCGACUUAUCUACAAUCUUGAGGAGGAAAAUGCUUCAAAGCAUUUUCACAUUGAUUUUAAGACCGGAGUGCUUACCGUGACCAACCCUCUGGACUAUGAGAGCCAGACCAUGCAUGUGUUGACAGUUCGCGCUACUGACUCUGUGACUGGAGCCUUCUCAGAGGCAUCCAUUGAAAUAGUAGUGGAGGAUGUGAAUGAUAAUGCACCAGUUUUCUCACAGCUUACUUACAAUGUGAACAUCGCUGAAGGGCUUCCAGUCAGCACCUCUGUGAUCCAGCUCAGUGCUACGGACAAAGACACUGGUGCAAAUCAAGAGUUGACCUACCAGAUAGUUAAAACUAAGGGGAAUGAAGCUGAUUUCUUUGAGAUAAACCCUAAAACUGGUCUGAUUGUCACAAAACAGGUUCUGGAUCAUGAAGACAUUAAACACUUUAAUUUGAAAGUCAAAGUCAUCGACAAUGGGACAAUCCCACUCAGUAGUGAGGUGAGGGUUUUUGUAAAUGUCACCGAUGUCAAUGACAAUCCUCCUGAUUUUGUCAAUUCUGAGUAUGAAGCCACUUUAGAUGAAAUGGCCAAAUGUGGCCACAUUGUCAUUAAAAUUCAAGCUUCAGAUCCCGACUCUGAAGACCUCGAUAAUCUCAAGUACAAGAUAAUUUCAGGCAACAAGGACCGAUACUUCAACAUCAAUGAAUCGUCAGGGAUCAUCUCCUUUUCCAAUGUCUGCAAAAGAAAUCUAGAUCCUUACUACAACCUGACUGUAGCUGUGUCUGAUGGAGUGUUUCAGAAAACUGCCCCAGUCAGUAUUGACAUGAUUAACAGCAACAGGCACAGUCCCUACUUCAAAAAGACCAUCUAUGAGGCAGAGCUGGCAGAAAACGCAGAGGCGGGAACUCGCGUCAUCCGACUGGCGGCUAUCGAUCCCGACGAUGGGCCAUAUGGAAGCGUUGACUACACUAUUAUCAACAAACUGGCUGAUGAGAAAUUUGACAUCCACGAGGACGGUCAGAUUGUUACAACUCAACCGCUGGAUCGAGAAAAUCCCACUCAGAAAGUCAUAGAGAUAAAAGUGAUGGCUAAGGAUGGUGGUGGAAAGGUGGCAUUUUGCACAGUCAAAAUUAUUCUCACAGAUGAGAAUGACAAUGUGCCUCAAUUCAAAGCCUCAGAAUACCAAGUUUCGAUUCAGUCGACUGUAAAUAAAGGCUCCCCUGUUAUUCAUAUUAUGGCUUAUGAUGCCGAUGAUGGUAAAAAUGCAGACGUUACCUACAGUGUGGAUGAAGCUGAGGAAGUUGUAGAAGACAUCAUUGAGAUCCACCCUUUCACGGGAGAGGUCAGUGUUAAGGAGAGUCUGAUUGGGAUGGAAAACAAGAUCUUUAACUUUAAAGUAAAAGCUCGCGAUGGCAGCCUCCCUUUUUAUAACUCCACUGUCCCAGUUCAGCUGAAAGUGGUUCCUCCAGAGGUUCCCCUGCCAAAAUUCUCAGAACCUCUCUACACUUUCUCUGCUGCAGAGGAUUUUCCCAUCGGGUCAGAGAUCGGUUCCGUUAGGGCCGACUCCGACAUGCCUCUUAUUUACAGCCUGGUCAACGGGAACACUGUGGAAAACAACAAAGACAAAGUGUUCAGCUUGGACCAGGAGAGUGGGACUCUGCUGCUACAGAAGACCAUAGACCACGAGAAGACAAAGUGGUACCAGAUAGAUGUGAUCGCUCAGGGGAACCACAACGGGACAGACAUUGCGUCGCUGGUGUCCGUCAGGAUCCAGGUCCAGGAUGUGAACGAUAACCAGCCCACUUUUGAUGCGAGUCCAUACAGGGCCUUCCUGGCAGAAAAUAUGCCUGCUGGUACCACAAUUAUUCAGGUGACAGCCAAUGAUCCAGAUGCAAAUACCAAUGGCCUGGUUACCUACAGCUUGGAGACACUUUCUAACGACACCCAGCUAAACAUCAACGAGGUGUUCGCCAUCGAGGGAGAGAGCGGCUGGAUCACCACGCUGCAGGAAACCGACUGUGAGGCCGUCCGGGUCUACAAGUUCAAUGUGAUCGCCACGGACCACGGAGGAGACGCCAAACUCUCGUCCAGUGUGCUCGUGGAGGUGAUGGUGACAGACGAGAACGACAACCCGCCGAAGUUCACCGAUGACCUAUACCACGGCUCAGUGAUGGAGAACACCGCCCCGUUGAAACCAAUCGUCUCCAUGACGACCACAGAUGCCGACGUGUCUCUGGAGAACCGCUUAGUGACGUGUUACAUCACAGACGGAGACCCGUUGGGCCAGUUUGCUAUCAUCCAGGAGGACGAGGGUCAGUGGGGUCUGAUUGUGAAGGAGAGUCUAGACCGAGAGACCAAAGGCCAAUACACGCUGCGGGUGACCGCCACCGACGGCAAGUUUGAGGCUCUGGUCACUGUUGAUGUUCACGUGUUGGACGUCAACGACAACAGUCCAGUUUGUGAACAGCUGGUGUACACAGAAGGAGUGACGGAGAACUCACCACCCAGGAGGUUUAUCCUCAAAGUUUCAGCUUCGGACCCAGACGUGGACGCGAACGGCGAGAUCUCAUACACACUGCACGGUCCAGAUGCAGACAAGUUCCACCUGGAUCCCAGAACAGGUGAGCUGUUCACGCUGGCCGUGUUGGACCGUGAGACGCACGCAGAGUUUAACCUGGUGGCGAAGGCGACCGACGGCGGCGGCCGAUCCUGUCAGGUCGACAUCCGGCUCAUGAUCCAGGACACGAACGACAACCCACCCCUCUUCUCCUCCAGCCACUACGAGGUCACCGUGUUCGACAACACGACAGUUCGCACGCCCGUCGCCGUCAUAUACGCCAGAGACCCGGACACAGGAAUAAACUCCGAGGUGAAGUACUCCCUACUGGCUGGAGACGCCGGGUACUUUUCCCUGGAUGAGUUCUCUGGAGUCCUGCGGCUGGAGCGACCUCUGACCUCUGAGAGCCCACCCACCUUUGAGCUAAAGGUCAAGGCCGCCGACCGCGGCCUGCCUCGCAACCUGCAUUCCGUCGCCACGGUUACAGUGGAUGUGGUUUCCCUGGACGACUACCAGCCAGUGUUUCUGAACUCCGAGUACUCCGCUCAGGUCCCAGAAUCAUUGGCGGUCGGGUCUGAGGUGCUGAGCGUGUCGGCGCUCACCAGAGACGGAGGUGGUCCGGAUCCCAUCGUGUACCGCAUCAUCUCAGGAAACGAGGAUAGGCGGUUCCAGCUUGACUCACAAACAGGCCUCCUAACCCUGAUGGCCCCACUGGAUUUUGAAGUGUCCCGUGAGUACUACCUAUCUGUGGAGGGAAGUCGUGGCAAGUCGUCCCUCAGUGACAUCACGACGGUUGUCAUCAACGUGACGGACGUGAACGACAACGCGCCAGUGUUCAGACAGAGCAUUUACAGCGCUGAGAUCUUGGAGGAUCUGACGCCUGGAAGUUUGGUCAUGAAAGUAACAGCCACAGACCUGGAUGGCCCAAUUAACAAUCUGCUCCGGUACUCCAUCGUUAGCGGAGAUCUGCAGCAGCAGUUCUUGAUCCACCCUCGCAGCGGUGAAAUAUCUGUCAGAACCGCACUGGACAGAGAGGAGAUCCCUCAUUACUCUCUGACAGUGCAGGCAGCUGAUGAGGGCAGCCCUCCCCUGUCAUCGGCGGUCCUCAUCACCAUCACUGUCCUGGACGUCAACGACAACCCGCCCGUCUUCUCUCAGGUCAACCACAACCUCGUGCUGCAGGAGGGCGAGUCCAUUGGCAGCAGCAUCCUGCAGCUUGUUGUGACGGAUAAGGACACUCCAAAGAACGGCCCGCCUUUCUCCUUCCACAUCCUCAGUGGCAACAAUGACCGGCGUUUCCAUGUUGACCAGGGUGGUCUGCUGUCCCUCUCUGCACCUCUCAAGAGGAAGAGCAAACCCUACCAUCAGUUAAAGAUCCAGGUCACAGACAGCGGCCACCCUCCUCUGUCCUCUAUCUGUGUGCUCAACAUCAACGUCACCGAGGAGAGCAAGUAUCCGCCCACCGUCGUCCCCCUUGAGGUUUUCAUUACCACCAUCGGAGGGCUGUUCGCCAACCGGGUCAUCGGCAGGCUGCACGCGUCGGACCAGGACCUGCAGGACGUCCUGACCUACAGGCUGGUGUCACAAAAGCCAGAGGGGAGAAGAUUCUCUGUGGACCCGGCUGACGGUAAAAUCUGGGCCGACGAAAACCUGGAGGUGGGCUCGUACGCGCUCAACGUCAGCGUGAGCGACGGGAAGUUCCCCGUCUGGACAGAGGUCAAAGUGCACAUGUGGGCAGCCAGUCAGAGAGCGCUGGACGCUGGCCUGACGCUGCAGCUGGUGGGGAUGUCACCCGAGGAGUUCCUGGGCGAUCACUGGAGAGGCCUCCAGCAGAAAAUGGCACAGUCGCUCAGCUUAGCCAAGCAGGAGCUUUACCUGGCCAGCCUGCAGCAGCUGCCUGACACCAAGGCGCUGGAGGUGCUGCUGGUGCGGAGGCCUGAGGAGGGACUCAUCCGUUCUCUGUCAGCCAGCAAACUCCAAGGUAUAAUAGCAGAGGCCGAGAGCUCUCUGGGCCUCACAAUUACCAAGGUGAGCCACGGCGGGUGUGCGGGAGCCAGCUGUGCGCCACGAGGCUGCAGGAAGGCCGUGCUGCUGUCAGGAGAGAGGCUGAGCCAUUUCACCACAGCCAGAGCCGGUUACAUCACACCGCAGCACACCUGGGAGAGCGUCUGCUCCUGCAACGAGUCGGCUUUGAGGUUCAGCAGUACAUCCUACCUGAAGUAUCUCCACAGCAUGGAUGAGGACAGCCAGGAUUUCAGACUCUCGCUGAGAUUUAAGACUUCCCAGGAGCAGGGCAUCAUCACGUCCACUAGGGGUGCAAACGACUGGGGGGCUUUAGAGUUAACCAAAGGAGAGCUGCACUUCAGAUACAGUUGUGGAAAGGCCUCCCCAGGCAAACUGCUGGUUAGAUCCCAUCCCGUGUCAGACGGCCGCUGGCACAGCGUCCUGCUGGAGGUCAGCUCCAACUCCCUGAAACUGACCCUAGACCAGCAGCACCCGGCCUCCACCAGCCUGGCAGAGCCGUGCCGGAUGAUGCGCUCCCAUGGCGCGUUACUGUUCGCUCCUUUAUCUCAGGACUCAGUUCAAGAUCUCGGCCGGGACCCACAUCAUUUCAUUGGCUGUCUGGAGGGCCUGGAGCUCAACAGGGAGCCAAUCGCAGUGGGUGAUACGGCGGAGUUGACUGAGUCGGGAAUCAGGAGGGUGUUCGGGGUCUAUCAGUGCUGCAACAACGCAGGAGCCUGUGACAAUGAGCCGUGUCAGAACGGAGGAGUCUGCAAGGAGGACGCUGCAGGAGAGCCCCACUGCACAUGUGCAGGAAUCUUCCACGGCCCCCGCUGCGAGCUGGCCGACAACCCGUGCGUUUCACAGCCGUGCACCCAAGGCAGGGUGUGCAUACCAAAGGGUCCAGGUUACAUAUGUAACUGCUCAAUGGAGAACAAUCAAGCAAGAUGCCACAAUGACCUUGAUGUCUGUGUGCCUGGUUUAUGUCCAGGAGAAUAUGACUGCAGUGUUGUCAAUGGCUCCAUCCACUGUGAUCCGCUGCAGCUGAGGUCUAUAAAGAUUGGCUCUGUGGAAAUCAUGGAGAUCUGUGCCAGUGGUGUGGGAAUCGUCUUCCUGGUGGGAGUCUUUGUUUGCAUCAGGAAGUGUUAUGUUAAGCAGAAGAAGAAAAAACACACGUGUGUCCAGGACUCAAAUGGGUAUUUCCAGCCCAGUCUGCCUAAGAGACUCAAAGCAGAAUGCAAAGAGGUCAACCCCACUGAGGUGAGCUCAUUGGUGACCUCCACCAACAACCUGGACCACACGCCGUUCAGAUCGCUGAGGCCCCGCAGCCAAAUCAGUUCGUCGGGAGGCGGGUCCCCCAAGGCGCAGCGGCCGGUUGUGUGCAGCGUGGCCCCCAACCUUCCUGUCAGACCGCCGUCGAGCUCUGACAACGACUCCAUCAGGAAGAGCCAGUGGGACAUGGACUAUGAAGUCUACCCGGCAGACCCCGACUACUACGGACGCCCAACGGUCCGGGAGUUCCCCCAGUUUGACAUCGUGGAGGACACCUACCCCACCUCUACUGUGGACUCUCGAAGAAACUCCCGUUUUGGGGGCUUCCCAUUCCCGCUGGAUCGCUGCGAUCGGCGGGCCCCGCUGCCACCUUGCUACAGCAACCAGAACCUGGACGACUUUUUGGGGCCGGACGGUCUCCCUCUUCCCAGCUCCCAGUGCCCCAACGAGUACACCGCCAUCAGCUACUACCCGACACAGCACACCCGCAGCCUGGACAAUGUCUCUUCAGGCUAUAAGAGACUCAGCAUGCGUCUGAGCGUGGCCAUGCCAUCCUACGCUGAACAGAACAGCCCGCAGUCAGGAUUAAAUCCUGCCCAGCCUCAAACACGACACCCGGCGCAAAACCAACGCAGCUAUGAUGGGUCAAGCAUGGUGGAGAGUGAUUACGGGAGCUGCGAAGAGGUCAUGUUUUAGGACAAAAUCUACCAUUUCACGCAGAGGUCUCCUCCAUUCCUGGAGAUUAUAUUAGCUCCACACAUGAAAGUAUGCCAUCGUCAGCUACUUUUCCGUUUUAAGGCAGCUUUGUGUACAAGUACACGUCUUAGCUGGGGGUCCUACUGCAGCUGAGCUUUGAUUCCUUCCAUCCAAUCUUCUUUUCUUUCCACCCUUAUGGACAUGAAAGAACCGCUGCAAAUGACAGUUCAGAUGUCUGAUUUGUUUGACUUCCACAAGCGAUGUUGUCUCACUGUGCCAGAAUAGACGGAGGUCGUUUGAGAUUGCUCAAUCACCUGACUGGGAGAAGUUCAGCAGAAGUUCAUUUUUUGUAAAAAAAAAGAAAAGGAAAAAAAAAAAAAGAAAAAAAGAAACUGCUGAAAGCAGUCACCAGAAAAUAUGAAGAGUGUUACCGACUUGACUGCACUCUUUGGAACUCAAAAUGAGAUAAAGUACGACUUGUUUAACAAACAGGGGAGGCUCUGCCUCUCAGCAGAGGAGCGAACUAUAAAGCAUUUCGCUGCAUUUCUCACUAGAAAGCCACUCCGCACAAAACCGAUCAGUUAAUGCCUGCUCUCUGUCUUGAACAAGUGGAUAAUGUGGUUCACUAAUCAUAAAUGCAUUUUUGCUCCUGAUCUUUGUCACAUUGCAAGGAUGCCAGUAAAAUCAAGUUUAAACGUAUUAAAUGAGACACUCAGAACUUUAAAUGCUGGUUAAGCGUUUCAGUGUUUGUUUACUCCUAUGUUGUUCACAUUUCCCAAUGGGGGCUGGAUCCUCAUUUAAACGAGUGAUUUGGUGAUGUUAUUUGUGAUGUAGUAUUUUUAAAUGUGUUACACCGUCAUCAUCGUAGGGACGAUUCAGCAGCUUCAGUGUCUAUGAACAUUUCCUCCCGGAUUUUAAUGAGUGCAGAGUGGAUUCUGGUUCAAAGUUUGGGAUUAACCGCUGCUCAGCAAUGUUUCCAUGCUUGAUGUUAAUGGGAACACUUAAUAUGGAAGUUUUGCCGCAGCGAAGAAAAAGCUUGUUCAGCCAUUUAAAACGGUGGAAAAUACAAGGCUGAUUAAGAAAAUUCCUGUUUCAGUCAAAAAGCUACUUUUGCUGCAUACAGCACAUUUAAAAAAGAAAAAAA